CGAUGGGGCAUUAAAUCCGCUGCUAUUUUUUUUCCUAUUGGAUACUUUGAUGAAUUUGAGUCUUCAACCAAAUUAGAACACCACUAUUUCUCCAUUCUUCCUUUUUUUCAGUGCCGCUAUCUUCUUCGAAUAAUCAAAUGGCGAACGAUGGUGCUUUAAGGUUGGCUAUAGUAUGGCUAUCGGUGAUCAUGGUUUUAGUUGGGGUAUUCACGUUUUCUUUGAAGAAAAUUAUGGUAACUUACGCGUUUGGGAUGCUCGGAAUUAGUGGGAUACUGUUGCCCGACUGGGAUUUCUUCGAUCGUGAAUUUUCUCGCUGGCCUUAUCCGGUUACUGCCGAUGAAAGAGCUGCUCUUCAAGCUCGAAGAUCUGGAUUCAAAAGGUACAGGAUUUACCCAAUGAGAGUAAUUAUUUACACCACAAUUUAUAGCAUUGGCCUUUACAAGUGGUGGAUUUUAGUAUCAAGUUAAAUCAAGGAACUCUACAAAUACUUCUUUUGGGUAUUAUUAUUAUUUUAGGUCAUCAUCAUCAUCAUUAUUUAUUCAACAGAGUUUCUGGAGGAGUUAAUUUCUCAGUUCAUAUUGUGUACAAUUGUGACGAUGGAGGACAUAGCAAAUAAAUUGUGCAGGUGUAUUGUUGUAUGGAUACCUUGGGUCUAGCUGCUGGACAUGCAGGGACUAUGAUGUUUUUCUGUGCCAUUUAUAGUCAAUUUAUUUUUUUAACUUCUUUUAAA
Messenger RNA from Gossypium raimondii (Peruvian cotton), 730 nucleotides. RefSeq names its product signal peptidase complex-like protein DTM1. Lineage: Eukaryota; Viridiplantae; Streptophyta; Magnoliopsida; Malvales; Malvaceae. The transcript has 2 exons. The coding region runs from base 138 to 467 and encodes 109 amino acids. Gene Ontology annotation, biological process: anther wall tapetum development. Gene Ontology annotation, cellular component: endoplasmic reticulum membrane; signal peptidase complex. The record is from RefSeq and is a predicted model, not a curated record.